AUGUCUGAGAGCUUUGUUUUAGAACAAUACACACGCUUUCCUAGAGAAAUUAUUGUUGAUAUUAACUCUUGGAAAAAUCUCAUUGAAAAUUCACCUGCUCACCAUGCAGUAUGUUGGAUUUGUAAGGAAAAGACGAAUGGUGAUAUAUCUACUUUAAAUGAAGGAGGCCAACUUAUGCCAAAACGUGUAACAAGAAGAAGCAUCAUUUGGAAAAUUAAGUACAUAUGCCAUAGACCUGGGACCAAUAAGGGUCGUGCUGAUGUACAGACAGAAAAUGAAUCAUCUAAAAAUCGGCCAAUUCAGAAAUCAAGCAAGUAG
Messenger RNA from Rhizopus microsporus ATCC 52813, 318 nucleotides. RefSeq lists its product as uncharacterized. The transcript has a single exon. The record is from RefSeq and is a predicted model, not a curated record. NCBI's taxonomy places the organism in Eukaryota, Fungi, Mucoromycota, Mucoromycetes, Mucorales, Rhizopodaceae. Bases 1 to 318 code for a protein of 105 amino acids.